This is a messenger RNA of Delphinapterus leucas (beluga whale), 8894 nucleotides long. NCBI's taxonomy places the organism in Eukaryota, Metazoa, Chordata, Mammalia, Artiodactyla, Monodontidae. The record is from RefSeq and is a predicted model, not a curated record.
AUAUAAAUUGAAGCCACUAGUAGGCUAUAAAGUUAUUUGCUAUGGGUUGUUCUGACUUCGUUGAUUCACAUAAGUAUUCUUGCAUCACAUUAGUUCUUAAGAACUAUAUUAGGAGACUUUUUAAAAUACAUGUAAUAUACAUUGAUUGCAUGAGCAGAUUGAUGUCAGUGAAAUCAUUACAUCAUGAAAGAUAGGAGUAGAGACUCACCAAAUCUUACAUCAUAAAAAAUUUCAAAUUUCACCUAUUAAAAUAAAAAUGGAAGAUAAAAUUAUACACAGUUUGGGGUGAGUUUGCUAUGUGUAGUAUUUUAAAAUUUUACUUAAUGCUGAGCUAUUUUCAAGCAGCCUUUUGAGGUUGAUCAUGACCUCAUGCAAGAACCAUCUGUUCUAUCUUUGAGUGUAGUUGUACUUGAAUAUCUUAAAAGUUGUUGCAUUCUGUCCCCUUUGGGAACUUUAAAUGCUUUUACAGUCUUACCAUUGCUACUUAAUAUCACUUCAAAGGAAGGGCUGGUGCAAAGAAAGUGACAAGGAAUGGGAAAUAAUUGAUGGUGGAAGUAGACAUUUUAGAUUAAGUGCAUCCUUAAAACAUGUUAUGGGGAGUUCCCUGGUGGCCUAGUAGUUAGGGUUCUGGGCUUUCACUGCCAUGGCCCAGGUUCAGCCCUUGAGUGGAAAACUGAGAUCCCACAAGCCACACAGCACAGCCAAAAAAACCAAACACACACAUGGUGUAAUUUUUCAUAAGAUAUUUCACAUAAUUUUACCCUUUUAGAACUAUUGAGGUAUUUGUUUAAUAUUCUGCUUUUACAAGUGAUUUUCAAAAGGAGCACAAAGACCUUAGGUUGUAGAUCUAUUGAAGAUAAUCCUAAAAUAGUAUUUUAAAAGAAUGUAUUACAUUUAGAAUGCUUUGUAAUUUUACAUUAAUAUUUUUUGCAUUUUACAACUGACUGUAAGAUAGCACCAUAAAUGAAGUAAAUUAACUGGUAACAAACAAGUUAUGUCACCCUUAAGGAAAUUCACUAUCCAUUACCAGACAGAUGAAGAUUUUUAAAUAUGUUUCAGAUUUUUAAAUAAUAUCAUUGUGGCUUCUAUGGGAACGCUGAUUGCGCGGGUGGCAAAAAGUAGAAGCAGAGAGGCCAGUUAGCAGACUUCAGGCACUAGAAGAGUAUCUUUAGAAACGGGGAUUUAGGAUGUGUUUUGGAGACGGGACUUGUUGAUCAAGUUGCUGUUAGAGAGUGAAGUAAAGAGAACAAUCAAGAAUGACUGCUAGGUUUUUGGCCUAAGCAACUGGAUAUUUGGCAAUGACUAGGGAUAGAACAGUUUUGAGGAGAGAUGGUGGAAUCAAGAAUUAGAUGCAUAUUAUGCAUCCAUGUAAAGUAGGAGAUUAGAUGUUCUUAUCAAGAAUUCGGAGAAGUUGUCACAUGAUGAGGGAUAAAUAUUAAAGAGGGAAAGUGAAGAGAAGUUUCUUCAUUAUAGAGUAUUCAAAGGAGACUCACCUCUCUGACUCUGAAAAUAAUCUUCCUGUGAGUCUUUCUGUUAACUUUCUAGUUCUCAUGCCUGCCACCAAUCCUUUAAAUAGUGUUGCUUGGCAUAGUUCUAAUCCAUUAUUUUUUAGUUAAGACUAUAUAAAGUCUUGCAGUUAUUCAAGAAGAUCUAAUGGAAAUUCAUUAACGGUGUUCUUGAUUCAUUCCGAAGAGCUGACCAGUGGAAGAAAUAAGAAUACUCUAUUAUUUAUGAAUCACCCCACAGUAGCUCAAAAUACACUGUUUGAAUUUCUAUUCUGAGCUUCUAUGUCUUUUAACAAUCUUUUGAAAAGGGUGCCUCAAAUAACAGCAGAUAAUCACCAGGAUGGGAGUGAAUGACUUGUGGCAGAUUCUGGAGCCUGUUAAACAACACGUCCACUUGCACAGUCUUGGUGGGAAAACCAUUGCGGUUGAUCUGAGUCUCUGGGUAUGUGAAGCACAGACAGUCAAAAAAAUGAUUGGAACGGUCAUGAAGCCCCACCUCAGGAACCUAUUUUUUCGUAUCUCAUAUUUAACGCUAAUGGAUGUAAAACUGGUGUUCGUUAUGGAAGGGGAACCCCCAAAGCUGAAAGCUGAUGUCAUAAGUAAGAGGAAUCAGAUUCGAUAUGGACCUUCGGCAAAAACAUGGUCUCAGAAAACAGGGAGAUCACACUUUAACUCAGUCUUAAAGGAGUGUCUUGAUAUGCUGGAAUGCUUAGGAAUUCCCUGGGUCCAAGCUGCUGGGGAAGCUGAAGCCAUGUGUGCUUACCUCAAUGCCAGUGGUUAUGUAGAUGGCUGCCUCACCAAUGAUGGAGAUGCUUUCCUUUAUGGGGCCCAAACUGUUUAUAGAAAUUUCACUAUGAAUACCAAGGACCCACAUGUUGACUGUUAUACAAUGUCAUACAUCAAGAGUAAACUAGGUUUGGAUAGAAAUGCUCUGGUUGGGCUAGCAAUACUACUUGGCUGUGAUUAUCUUCCAAAGGGAGUCCCUGGAGUUGGAAAAGAGCAAGCAUUAAAACUUAUAAAGAUUUUGAAAGGACAAAGUUUACUUCAGAGGUUUAAUCAGUGGAAUGAAAAAUUUUGUUACUCUAAUUCACAGCCAGCAGUUGUUAGCAAACUGGCUCAUUGCUCUGUAUGUUCCCAUCCAGGUUCACCUAAGGAUCAUGAACGUAAUGGAUGCAAAUUAUGUAAAACUGAUCGAUAUUGUGAGCCACAUGAUUAUGAAUACUGUUGUCCUUGUGAGUGGCACCGAACAGAACAUGAGAGACAACUAAAUGCAGUAGAAAACAGUAUUAAGAAGAAAGCUUGCAGUUGUCAGGGAUUCCCAUUCCAUGAGGUUAUUCAAGAAUUCCUUUUGAACAAGGAUAAAUUGGUGACGGCAAUCAGGUACCAAAGACCUGAUUUAUUAUUGUUUCAGAGAUUUGCUCUUGAAAAAAUGGAGUGGCCCAGUCACUAUGCAUGUGAGAAAUUGUUGGUACUGUUGACCCACUAUGACAUGAUAGAAAGAAAGCUCGGUAGAAGGAACUCUAAUCAACUACAGCCACUUCGAAUUGUUAAAAACCGAAUCAGAAAUGGAGUUCAUUGCUUUGAAAUAGAAUGGGAAAAGCCUGAACAUUACUCUAUAGAAGAUAAACCUGGAGAAUUGGUUUUACAAACAGUAGAAGAAGAAUCAUUGUUUGAAGCAGCUUAUCCUGAGAUUGUUGCUGUUUACCAAAAACAAAAGUCAGAAAUUAAAGGCAAGAAACAAAAAAGCGUGAAAACUAAGUCUAAAGGAAACAGUUUGCCAGAAUCAGAUGAUAUGAUGACUUUUCAAUCACACAUGACUUUAAAACCCACACGUGAAAUCUUUUCUAAGCAGAAUUCCAAGUUAAAUUUGGAAAUUUCCCCUGAUUCUACAUUACCGCAGGAAUCUACUGUGUCAUUGAAUACCUUGCUUUUACCUGAAGAUGCUCCCUGUUUGAAUACACAAGAACAGUUAAUAUCUUCUCCAAGACCUUUGGCUGUGCAGCAAAUUAAAGCUAUCAGUAAGUCUCUGAUUACAGAAUCUAGUCAACCCAGUACCUCAUCCCAUAAUAUAUCUGCAAUUGCUGAUCUGCACUUGAGCACCAUUGACUGGGAAGGUACUUCUUUUAGUAAUUCUUCAGCUGUCCCAGGGAACACUUUUGCUCAUGGUGUAAAAUCGGAACUUGAAACAGCUAUCCCUGAUAGCUUUAAAAAUAUUACAGAGCAAUUGUCAUGUGAAUCAGAAUGGUGCACUACAAGCAUUAAUAAACGGUUCGAUUGGGAUCUUCGAAAGACUGAUCCUGAAGAGCACCUGCUUUCUGGCAUUACUGAUUUACAUCUUCCGGAUUUACCUUUAAAGGAACGAAUACAUAUAAAAUCAUCAUAUCCUCAGAAUAAUGUACAACCAGAUGAUGAUCUGAAAACAUUGUCCCUACUUACUGUACGAGAACACUGUAUUGCUAAUAGUAGCUCUGAGUGUCUAUCACAUCUUUCAAAAGAUUUUCUAGGAAUUCAUUUGCAAAAUGAAUCUAGAAACUGUAAAGUCCUAAAAGGAAACCAGCUGUUUCCAGAAAACUAUAAAGCAAAUACUUCUAUACCUUAUUCUGUCAAUAACCCAAUAGUAAAGACCUCCAGUGUUAGAACUGGACCACCAAAUACUGCUUUAGAUUAUAGUAGAAAAGUUGAUGGGCAAACCACUCGGAAAACUGUAAUGAAGAAGAGUGUUUGCCUUGACAAACAUUCCUCUGGUGAAGAAAUUAUCCCAGAGCCUGGGAAAGCUAAGUCCACAGCUCAAAAAAUGAAGCAGAAUUCUCAGAAACAUAGCGCAGCCCAGUUCAAAAGCAAUGAUGCCAACAAAUUGAGUAACCCUAAAGCACAUAUUAAAGAAACUGAACAGUGUGUCCAGCGUUAUAAAACAGCUGGAAAUGAAGAAACCUGUUUCCAAGAUGCAGCAAAAGGGUCUCUGAGUUUUCUACAGUGUCAUAAGGAAAAAGACGUCUCUGGUACCUGUUCGGAUAGUCCUCUUCCUUUAAGUCAGAGAUUAAAACUAAGGUUCCAAAACACCUGAAAUUCAAUUUAAAAUAUUCAAGUAUAACUUAGUAUUCUAGUACUGUUGGCAUUAGCAGAAGCAGAAGGAAGGUAUCUAGUUAAUGUAUAGUAGAAAAAUUUAACGUGAUUCUAUAUGUUGUGAGACACUUGACAUUUUAACCAAAACUGUAAUAAGAAAUGUUACCUAAAACUUUGGUUUUAAAAGGCGAUUCUCUGCAGUGAAAACUUCAGAUAAUGUAUAUUUUUAUAACAUACUUUUUUCAUUAAAAAAAUAUCUUUAUUGAUUAUUCUUAAGUUAUAUCCUUAAAAUGUUAGUAUACUACUAGACAGAGUAAAUGCUCCAUUCAUUUGCUCAUUUUUACUCAUUUCUUCCACAAGCCCCUAAAGCAUUUUUUGAUAUUCCAGCUUGUUCCCAAGGGAUAACUCUUUAUAAUUGCCUGCAUUCUCACAACAUCUUCUGUUGUGCCUUUCUGAGAGUUAUAUUUGCUUUCAAUGUGAAGAUACUUUCAGCUGCUCUUCCAGUUUCAGUAAUCUUAUUCUCUUUUGUGAGGGACAAAAAAAAAAAAUGGAAAAGGAGGAUGAUGAUCAAUAUAUAUAGUGAAAAUCAUGGUUGUGGUAGCUGAAUAAACUGAGGAAAUCUACUUCUUACAUAUCCCCAGAAGUCCACAGGUAUGCCAAGUGGAAAAAGAUUUGGAAAAUAGAAUGUAUAACCAGAAGAGGAUUAGGAACUUGCUCAGGGUCAUACACGUAAUUAAUAGUGGUAUGGGAACCAGAUUUCUUGCCUCUCAAUUCAUUGCUUUUUCUGUUAAAAUUUUUCUUCGAUAGCACUUUUUUCUUCCCCUUUUGUUUUAACAGUGCAUCUAUACAAUAUCAACUACAGCACCUCCAAAUAUUAAGCUAUUCAUUUAUUUAUUUAGCAUUCAAAAAGUCUAGAGGGAACCAGAUUGGAAAGAUAAAAGUAAAACCGUUGCUACUUGCAGAUGACAAGAUCUUGUGUUUAUGAAAUUCUGAGGAAUUCACUAAAAACUAUUAGAACUGAUAAAUGAGUUCAGCAAGGUUGCAGGAUACAGGAUCAAUAUAUAAACAUCAGUUGUAUUUCUAUACCCUUCUAAUGAAUAAUACUAAAUGAAAUUAAGGAAUUCUUUUUACAACAACAACAAAAAGAAUAAAAUACUUUGGAAUAAAUUUAACAAUAGAAGUACAAAAUUUUUACUCUGAAAACUAAUAACAUAUCAUCGAAAGAAAUGAAAGAAAACCUAAAUAAAUGAAAAGACAUCCCAUGUUCGUGGAUCAGAAGACUUAAUAUUAAGAUGACAAUACUCCCCAAACUACUUUGCAUAUUCAAUGCAAUCCCCAUCAAUUCUGGCUGAUUUCUUUGCAGAAACCAAUAAGCUGAUUCUAAAAUAUAUACGGAAAAUUAAGGGAUACAGAAUAGGCAAAACGAUCCUUAAAAAAAAAAAAAGAAAUGGCAGGACAGGACUUGCCCUUCCUGAUUCUGAUUUCAAAACUUACCACAAAGCUACAGUAAUGAAGAAUGUGUUGAAUGGCGUAAAGGUAGACAUAUAGAUCAGUGGGAUAGAACUGAAGGUCCAGAAAUAUGUCCUCACACUUACGUUCAGUUGAUUUUCAACCAGAGUGCCAGGACAAUUCAAUCGGGAAACAAUAGUCUUUGAGCAAAUUCUACUGGUACAACUGAAUAUCCACAUGCAAAAGAAUGAAGUUUGAUCUCGACCUCAUACAAUAUAAAAAAACACACAAAAAUGGGUCAAAGACCUAAAUGUCAGAUCUAAAACUAUAAAACUCUUAGAAGAAGACAUUGACGUAAAUCUUUGUGACUUUGACUUAGGCAAGGGUUUCUUAGAUACGACACCAAAAGCUCAGGCAGCAAGAAAAAAUAAAUUGAACUUCAUCAAAACCAGAAACAUUUGUGUUUCAGGGGACAUCAUCAAGAAAAUGAAGAGACAACCCACAAAAUGGGAGAAACUAUUUGCAAAUCAUAAAUGUAAUAAAGGGGCUUAUAUCUAGAGGGACUCAUAUAAAGAACACUUACAACUCAAUAAUAAAAAGACAAAAGUGGGUAAGAUAUCUGAAUAGAUAUUUCUUCAAAGAAGACAUACAAAUGGCCAACAAGUGGAUGAAAACAUUCUCAACAUAAUUAGUCAUCAGAAAAAUGCAAAUCAAAACCACAAAGGAUGCCACUUCACAACAAAUAAAAUGGCUAGAAUAAAAAAAAAGUGUUUGGUGAGGAUGUGAAGAAAUUGGAACCCUCAUAAUCUGUUGGUAGGAAUGUAAAAUGGGUCAGCCACUAUGGAAAAAGACUGUUGGUUCCUCACAUGGUUAAACAUACUUACCAUAUGAUCCAGCAAAUCCACUCCCAGGUGUAUACCCAAGAGAAAUGAAGACACACCCACACAAAAACUUGUAAACAAAUGUCCAUAGUGGCAUUAUUCACAAUCGCCUAAAAGUGGAAACAACUCAAAUGCCCAUCAACUGAUGAAUGGAUAUACAAAAUGUGGCAUUUCAAUACAACGAAAUAUUGGCAAUAAUAAGAAGUGAAGUGCUGAUACAUAUUACAAUGUGAAGUUUGAAAACAUGCUAUGUGAAAGAGACCAAUCACAAAAGACCAUGUAUUAUAUGAUUCAGUUUGUAUAAAGUGUUCCAAGUAGGCAAAUCUGUAAUAUAUAGAAACACAAAGUAGACUCAUGGUUGCCAAAGGCUGGCAGGGAGGGGAGGUUGAGGAAGGAGAAGGGAAAUAACUGCUUGCAAGAUGGGUUUUGGGGGGAGUGGGUGAUGAUGAAGAUGUUCUAGAAUUGAUUGUGAAAGUUUGAAUAUACUAAAAUCAUCGAAUUCUCCAAUUUAAAUAGAUAAAUUCUGUGGUAUGUGAAUUAUAUCACAAUAAAGCUAUUUUAAAAACAAAAAUUGUGGAGAGUUUUACCUGUCCAAACUAUUUAAUAUCUAAAAUGUAUAUAGUCUAACCUCACUGGCAUAUAUGCACUGCCAUCAUUAUUGUCUAGAUUUGAAAAUAAGUCCAGAAAAGUGAAGAGAUUUAUUUUCCCAAGACUGGAGAUGGAAUUGUGUUUAUUUAUCUAGUACUUAUUUCAUUAUGCCAUGUUGUAAAAUUAGGAUCAAAUUUGGAAUACAUUUGAAGUUUUGUGCUUUUCUGAAGUUAUGAUUUUGGGUGUUUUUUUGAAAAUUCUACUAAAAAUAUAUAAAAUACUUUGAAUCAAGUGUAACAUUGUUUUAGAAAAGUGUCAUGUCUGCAGAGCACUUAAUAUAUAUAAAAUCUUACUGGGCAAGGAGAGUACUAAAUAAAGGCAGUCAGUCCACUGCUCUCAAGAAACCCACCUAUUCUAGCUGAACUGAUAUGUUUUCUAAAACCUAGUGAUUUUUUGUAUUGAUAUAAGUGUAUACCUUUGAACAACGUGGAGGAUUAGGGGCACCAACCCUUACUCCCCACACUGCACAGUCAAAAAUCCUUACAGAGCUUUACAGUCGGUCCUCCGUAAUUGCAGUUACACAUCCCAGACUCAACCAUCCACAGAUCAUGUAGUACUGUAGUAUUUAUUUAUUGAAAAGCAUUUCGCCUAAGAGUGGACCUGCGCAGUUCAAACCUGUGUUGUUCAAGGGUCAACUGUAUUUACUUUUAAGGUAAUACUUCUGUGUGGUUAAUUAAAAAGGUGAAACAGUACAAAAAUACAGAGAGUGAAAAAGUCAAUCUAUCUUUAAUGCUCAGACUCCAAUUCGUGCAUCUAGAGGCAAACACAGUUUCUAAUGUCUUGUAGAUCCUUCCAGAGGUGUUCUGUACCAACAUAUUAAUGUAUCUUAGAAAUUUCCCAUGUCAAUAAAUACGAUGUCUCACUCUUUAAUGACAUCAAUAUCCCUACGUGUGUAUCUGCGCAGAUGCCUAGAGCUAUACGGUAGAUGUGAAUGUCAUGUUUGAUUUUAACUGUUGAUAAAUGUACAAUUGAAACAUUUUUAAAUCUCUAGGGCUAACUAAACUAUUGAAAUUCAGAUAUGUGAACUAAAUCAUAUGAAUGCUUUUAAAACUCAUAUUUGACUUUGCUGUAAGCUUCCUCUUUUAAAAUUUUCCCAUAUGCCCUUAAAUAGUUAAGCAUAAUUGUAAAUGACAUGAAUUUACACAUGAAAAUAAUAAAUUUACUUUGAAGACCUGACGUUAGAAAAAGCUGACAGUAUGGCUACCAAGAGCGUUAUUUCUGUGGUAAAAUCACAUUUUAGAAUUUGACCAGUUUUGAACUAGUACCACAUAUUUUUAGUAAUCUCAAUUUUAAGGGCCCAUGUAAUGUAAGUUUUUAAUUUUCCAAGGUAUCAUGCUUUUGACAUAAA